GUAGCCGCCGUUUUUGCGAAAGAGCUUCUUUUCCUUUUCGCACUAUUCAUCAGCCCACUCGCCAGCUCUCACGUGCACGCAACGUGCGAGAAGUGCUGUAAAGAGUGGGCUGCCGUACCUUUAUUAUUAUCAUUGAAGGGACGCGCUUCUAAAAUCUGCUGAAAGCAGAGCAGCAACACACUGGUGCACGCACCGAGAAGUUGACGACGGUAUCGUUUUGUGUUUUCAGCCUCGCGAUUAUUCGUCGUUGCGUCGACAGGGAGGCUUUACGUGUAGACUCCAUACAUUUCAUAAAUAUAUGUCUAGUACAUCUUUUCUCUUUUUCUCUUUCUGUUCUCCCACGAUCGAUUACGUAUAUUAAUAUUCAUAACUCUACGAGAGAUAAAGCCUCUCGCACUAUCAUUGUGAUUCGUGGAGGCUGUGUGCUGCUUGACGGCUACUCCAUUUGCCGCGGAUCAUCAUGUCCACCUCACCCGCCUCCACCUCUCCCGCAGCCGAUGACGCACAGAGGCUCAAGGAGGCGCAGCUGAAGAUCGGCAUGGCGCUGAAAAACGCGCAGUACGCCUUGACAACACACGCCCACCGCGGGUUGGCAGCGGCGCUGCACGAAAACGUCAACGCGCUGACCGCCCUCUCCACGUAUCUUUCGCUCUCCGGCAGUCCCGUCAAGGCGGCUGCGAUUGCGGGGCAGAUGGCGAAGAUUCUCAAGUCUGUCGUCACCUACGUCUCGGCCAAGGGAGCGCAACACCGGCUCCUCGCACCACGGCGCGGACAACUCGCGGCACAGCAGCUCACCGACUACACCCACCGGCAGCGUGGUGCUACCCGACGAGACGGGGUUUCCGUCAGGCACGCCGCGCGAGGCAAGCCCGCAGGUAGCGGAGCUUCAGAGGGCGCUCGAGGAGCUCACAAAGCAGCGCGACAACCUGAUGGAGGAGAAGCAGGCCCUCGAGGCACAGUUGGAGGAGGCACGUCUGGCCACCGUUUCUAGCUCAGCGGCGAGCGUGACGGCGAGGAGCGACGCCGCAGGCAGCACCGACAACACUGAGGCGAUGCUGCGAAAGCUGCGCGCCGAGGUCGAUGCGCUCAAGCGCGAGGUGCGGGCAGAGCACAUGAAGGCGGCCGCGCUGACUGACCAGCUGCACGAGGCAGAGGAGCAAAUCGAGGACAAGGUGGACCAGGUCCACGCCCUCAAGUCGCAGCUGCGCAUCUCACAGGAGGAGAAACUCUCGCAGGAUGCCGCGUUUUCGAAGAAGGAGGAGGAGAUCAAGGCCCUGCAGGAGUCGCUGCUGCAAAACACACGUCAAGCGUCUGCGACGGCCGCGGCAGAGUCUCGCGUUACAGCGCCGCACGGGUACGUAGACAAGGACGACUUUGACGCACUGAAACUGCAGAAUCAGCUUCUACAGCAGGCGUUGCGGGAGCAAGCAACCAAGGCACGGCCAACCGACACGCAGAGCGCCAUCACCCAGGAAUCCCUCGAGGAAAUAGAAGCCGAUCACCAACAGCAGCUCGAGGCGAUGAAGCUCACCAUCCAGGAGCAGUUUAACCGCGAGACGGAGCUACUGGAGAAGCAGCGUGGCAUGCAAGACACGAUUGAUGACCUUCAACGGCAGCUGCAGCUGAGCAGCAACCGCCAGUGGGUGCAGCAGGAGCGCGAGAAGCACCUAAACGAGAUGGACACCGCGAAGGCGCAGAUGGAGGCGCUGCAGGACACAAUUGAGAAGCAGGAGAAAGAAAUGCACCAGCAAAAGGAGCGCAUCGACGAGCUCGAGGACGCAGAGAAGAGCGUUGCGGAAGCAAACAAGAACUUGAAGGUGCACUACGAGACGCAGCUGUCGGAACUCCGGACAGAGCUUCAAAACGCAAAGGAUCAAAUUGAAGCGUUGACAGCACAGAACGACGCCCUGCGCGAGCAACUGGACAACGAGCGCCAGCAGCACGAGACAUAUCGAGAACAGACCCAGCGAAGCGACCAGGCGAAGCUGUCGGAGCUGCGGCAGCAACUAGCAGCAGAGCAGGAGCACUGCACGGCAAUGGAGGCGACCGCAGCAAAGCGUGAUGCCGAGGUGCAGCAGCAAAUCGCACAGCUACAGGAAACGGUCGAAUCGGAGCGGCGUGCGCACGAGGGGCAGGUGGCUGCGCUUCAACAGGAGCACGACGACAAACUUUCACAACUCCAGAAGAGCCAUGUGUCUCAGCUGGCACAGCUGACGCAAGAGGUGGAGGUCGCCCGCGCACAAGCGGCGGACGUGCACGGCAGUGCGACGGAGCGUGACGCAACGGCACAAGAACAGAUCGCACGCCUUCAAGAAAUGGCUGCAGUGGAGGAGCAAACGCACAAGGCGCAGAUGCAAGAGCUGGAGAACACGCACGCAGGUGAAGUAGGGAAGCUGCGGGAGCAGUUGGCUGCGGAGAGUGAACUCGCGAAGGCGGCCGCGGCGACCGCGGCGGAGCGCGAUACGACGGCGCAACACAACGCCGAGCAGCUUCAAGCCGCUUUACAGGAAGAAAGCGCAAAGUACAAGGCGCAACUCGAGGACGUCGAGCACAUGCUCGAGGCCGAACGUGCGCACGCCGCUGCUGCGGAACAAAAUGCUGCGGCACGUGACGCGGCGCUUGCACAGCUGCGCGAGCAAAUCGCCGCCGCCACGGAGCAGCACGAGGCCCACCUUGCACAGACACAGCAACUGCACGACGCACAAUUGUCACAACUGCAGGAACACCACGAAGCGGAGGUGGCGCAACUCAAGCAACAACUGAAUGCGGAGAAGGAGCGGGCGUCCGGCGCGGACCAACGCUGUGCGCAGGUGCAGACAACCUUAGCCGCCGAACGGGAUCAACAUGCCGUGGAACUCUCGAAGCUGAAACAAGACCACGUGACCCAGCUGGCAGAGGUAGAAGAGCAACUAGAAUCUGAGCGUGAGCAUGCAGUAGCGGCCAAGAACGAAGCAUCCGAGAGCGACGCGGUGGCACAGCAGCACAUCGAGCAGCUGCAGCACGCACUGAACGCCGCGCAGGAGCAGCAUUCGGCCGAGGUGUUGCAGCUGCAGGAGCGUCACGCAGAGGAGCUUGCGCAAGUGCACCGCGCCGCGGACGAGGAGCAGCAACAUCAAGACACGCAAGUCGCGGAACUCAAGAAGAACCACGAGUCGAAGGUGGCGAAGCUCGCGCAGCAGCUCGAAGAGGAGAGGGAGCGUGCAAACUACGCGGAGGGCAGUGCGACAGAACGUGACGCGGGUGCGCAGCAACGCAUGGACCAACUUCAGAGCACCAUUGACGCGGAACGUGAGAAUCACACAGCAGAGCUCGAUGAGGUAAAGCAAAGCCACGAGACGGAAGUGGCACAGCUCCGAGAGGAGAUCGCUGCUCAGGAGGAGAAGCAGAAAUCUCAGCUUGCUGCGCUGCAGAGCCGCCACGAUGUCAACAUCAAGGAGCUUGAGGAACAGCUGACGGCGGAGCGGGAGCGGGUUACAGCAGCGGAGGCGUCGGCGACGGACGGCAACACCGCAGCUCAGCAGCAGAUUGCCCAGUUACAAGAGACAGUGAAAUCGGAGCGCCAGCAGCAUGAGGCGCAAGUGGCGGAGCUAAAGCACAAGUACGAGACGCAGCUAACGAACCUGCAAGAGCAACUGCAUGAAGAACAGGCGGUCGCGAGUGCGGCGGAAAGGAAGGCGGUGGAACACGACAACGUGACAAGGCAGCAACUCCAGCAGUUAGAGGCGAAAGUUGCCGCUGAGAUCGCCGAGUUAAAUGCGUCCCUAACAGCGGAACGUACGCAGCAUGCAGACCGAGUGGCGCAGCUGCAGAAGGAUCAUGAGUAUCAGCUUAAGAAGCUCGCGCAGCAGCUCGAAGAGGAGAGGGAGCGUGCAAACUACGCGGAGGGCAGUGCGACAGAACGUGACGCGGGUGCGCAGCAACGCAUGGACCAACUUCAGAGCACCAUUGACGCGGAACGUGAGAAUCAUGCAGCCGCAAUUGCCGAGCUGCAGCAAAAGCACACCGCUGCCCUAAGUGAAAUGGACCAAUCAUACAAGGCACAGAUUGCGGAGCUCCAACAGGUGGGGGAGGCAGAGCGUCAGCGUGCGACCGCAUUAGAAGGCUCCGCAAAAGAGCAAGAGAGCGAAGUGCUUAGGUGCGUGAGAGAACUGCAGGACACCCUCAACAGCGAGCGGGACGAGCACGAGGUGCAGCUCACGGAGUGGAGAGAGAAACUCGCGGCGGAGCACGCACGUGUGGCAGCGGUGGAGGCCAACGUGGCAGAACGCGACGCCGCGGCUCAGCAGCUGCAACGCUCGAUCACAACGGAGCGCGAAGAGCACGAAGGGAUAGUUUCGGAGUUGCGGCGAAACCACGACAAGGCCCUGGCGGUGCUGAAGCAAACCCAUGGCACAGAAAUGGCAGAGUUGCAGAAACAGCUGAACGCUGCUCGGGGCCGCGUGGCGGAGGUCGAAAGCGAAGCCUCCGAGCGUGGGGCCGACCUACAGAAGAAGCUGACUGAGCUGCAGGACUCGGCAGCGACGGACCGCGGCUUGCUACAAGGCGAAGUGGCGGAGCUGAGGCAGAAACUGGAGGUGCAGUCGUCUCGGGCCGACGCGGCAGAGGCGGCGAUGAAGACGAAAGCGAAGGAAGCUGCCCAGGCGAUGAAGGUCGCUGCGGAAGCGCGUGCGGCGGAGGCGGAUGCGAUGAGAGCGGAGCACGAAGUAGCGAUCAAGCGGAUGCAGGAGGACACCGCCCUGCAAGUGAAGCGUGUACGGCGGGAGAUGGCGGACAAGGUGACGGUGGCCGCCCAACCAGUGGACUGGCUGAAGGACGAAAACGAAGCCUUGAGGAAGCAGUGCCAGGAAUGGGAGGAAAAAUGCAGGACGGCGACGAAGGAGAAGACGGCAGCGGUGCAGAAGGCGCGGGAGGCGGAGCAGACCCUGACCUCCCGCAAAGCGGAAGUAAAGCGGCUGAGAGAGGAGUGCAACGCGAUGCAGGACUCGAUGACAAAGUCGCUUGAGGAGAAGGAGGCGGCCAUGACGCAGCUGGCGAGCAACGCACAGGCGGCCGAGGAGGCGCGGGACACCGCCGCACGGCUGACGGCCUUGCGGGGGGAGAUGCAAGAGCUGCAGCAGCAACUCGAGACCGCAGAGAAGGACAAGGGCCUGCUCGUGGCCCGGUAUAAGCGUGCGACGGCGGAGAAGGAGGAGUGCGCGGAGGCGACGAGGAAGUUGCUGACGCAGUACAAGGAAACGGCGGCUGCGCUGGAGAAGCUGAGGGCGCAAAACACAGCCGCAGCGGCGGUGGAAAAGGAAGGGGCGGAGCGUGCGAAUCGCCCCCGUGACCUUCCCGCAGAGGUGGAGAGCUCCUUCAACGGCAGCGCAGAACCGUCUUCGAAGAACGGCGCCGUCAACAAGGACCAGGUGAAAAAGAUUGAGGACAUGGAGAAGCUGGUAGAUGCCCUUGUGACGCAGCUGGAUGCGGUGAAGAGGGAUAACGCACAGCUGCAGAGAGACCUCGCCACAGCGCGGGAAGCAGCGGUCGCUCCCAAAGCCGCGUCGCCGCCGUCGCCCAAGGACGCCCCGGACACGCUGACGUCCCUCGCGGAUAUGCGCCAGGUGCUGUCUAAGAUGCACGCACAGGCCCUCCCUGCAUUGAAUCGCGUCUACCAACGUGUGCAGACAGCCGCAGCAGCGAAUGUGGUGUCGAUGAGCCAGUUGGAUGCCAUGAGGGAGCUCUACGCGGCGAUGGAGGAGGCGCAUGCGGAGACGCAGGCGACGCUCGCGGACUUCGACGGCGCUGCGCAGCGACUGCGUGUGUCGGCGGAGCUGCAGGGGGUCCUUUACGGAAAGCUGUUAUCGUCCCUGCGCUCCACAGAGGCGUCCUCGACGUCGCCGGUGAUGGAUGUGGCGCUGCUGUGUGCCUGCACCGCACUCUUCACCGAGGUGUGUGCUGGACCGGUGGAGGAGGCCAACGGUAGUCAUGUGGCGAACCACGAGCCUUCUCUCCGAAUAACUUCACAGCCCACGCGAGCCGAAUCGUGCUCCGACCGCCCGUCGCAGAGGUCGCAGCAGGCGUCUCUGCGGUCACCUCCCGCCGUACCCGCCAGCACGGCCACCGUGGAUGGCGCGCGCCGCGUGAUUCCGCUUCACCAGCGUGACGACGAGCGCGGGGACGGACCGUCGGUCUCAUCAGUCGUCACGCCUGCGGGAGAAAGACGGCGAAGUGGUCGCUACGCAGUGCGCGGCAGCCCGCAGCGCGGUGCCUCCUUCGACAACUUUGCUGCCGCGCAGGCGAACAUUUCCGCUGCAGAGCAACGUGCUAGCUUACGUCCCGCCCCAACGCCUUCGUGGAGAUAA
This is a messenger RNA of Leptomonas pyrrhocoris, 6341 nucleotides long. RefSeq lists its product as hypothetical. The record is from RefSeq and is a predicted model, not a curated record. NCBI's taxonomy places the organism in Eukaryota, Euglenozoa, Kinetoplastea, Trypanosomatida, Trypanosomatidae. The transcript has a single exon. Bases 930 to 6341 code for a protein of 1803 amino acids.